Molecule: messenger RNA, 711 nt
Organism: Ctenocephalides felis (cat flea)
Lineage: Eukaryota; Metazoa; Arthropoda; Insecta; Siphonaptera; Pulicidae
Product: zinc finger BED domain-containing protein 5-like
Exons: 1
Coding region: 1-711 (236 amino acids)
Source: RefSeq, a predicted model, not a curated record
AUGCGUCAGUACAAUGCAGAAUAUAUUAAAUAUGGAUUCAUAGAAAAUUCUAUAAACCCAUGUAUGCCUUUAUGCCUUCUGUGUUCAAAAACAUUUUCAAAUGAAGCAAUGAAGCCCUCAAGACUUCAAGAUCAUUUGAAUAGAAUGCAUCCGGAUAAGAAGGAUAAAAAUGUUGACUACUUUCGAAAUCUGGAAAAGAUGUAUAUUGCUCAGCCUAGUGUGUCAAAACUUUUUUCUGUCGCUGCUAAGCAGGACGAUGACGGACUUCGAGCGUCAUACAAUAUCUCUCGGUUAAUUGCCCAAACAGGUAAACCACACACUAUUGGAGAAUCAUUAAUUUUGCCAGCAGUAAAAGAAGUUAUAACUACUGUGCUACAUAAACCAGCAGCAGAUAUAAUUCGUAAAAUUCCUUUGAGUAAUAGUUCUGUGCAAAGACGAAUUGAUGAAAUGGCUGAAAAUAUUGAAGAAUUAUUAUGCAAUCAUUUGAAGUCUUGUAAAUUUUCACUCCAAUUGGAUGAGUCUACUUUACCAAAUAAUGAAGCAUUGUUGUUGACUUACGUGAGGUUCAUUAAAGAUGAAGAAGUAUGCCAAGAACUUCUAUUUGUUAGAAAUUUAGAGACAGAUACAAAGGAGAAACCAUAUUCAAAACAUUGGAGAAGUUUUUUGAUGAGAAGAUAUUCCAUUGAAGAAUAUUAUAUCAGUUGCUACUGA